Molecule: messenger RNA, 1420 nt
Organism: Entrophospora sp. SA101
Lineage: Eukaryota; Fungi; Glomeromycota; Glomeromycetes; Entrophosporales; Entrophosporaceae
Source: the annotation of a GenBank genome assembly
AAACAUACUUGUAAAUGAUGAAAACAAUGAAAACGAUGAUGCUCAAUAUUCCCAACAGGAAAAUAUAAUGAAUACCGAAUUGAUCAAUGAUUUUGUUGGUAAAUAUAACCAAAUGAAGAGACAAUCGAAAUGGCAACUACCAUCAAAUAAAUAUGCUGAAGAUAUCAUUUUUGAAUAUGCCAAAAAUUUAAGUUAUGAGAGUCCAACUCAUAGUUUUAUUAUCGAUACCGAGAACAAGAAUAUAAAAGAAUUAUUUGAAGAUGAGGAUUGGUGUUAUAUAACAAGUCACAAUUUAUCAUCUAAUCCACAAAUUGAUGACGAUCUGAUGAAUCAUAUAUUUAAAUAUAGAAAGGUUGAAACUCAUCAAAUGCGAGAAGUUAUCAACUCAGGAUUAAAUAUUGUAUCUUAUGAUGCAAGAAAACACUAUAAUCAUCAUUACGUACAUCAGGUCUUCUCAAAUCUCCUUCCAAGAUAUGAGCUUCGUCAGAAAGACUUUACAAGUUCACAUAUAGAAGGUUGGUAUCUAACCAACAUCUGGAGUGUGAUAAUUGAUUUAUGUCUUGUAGAUAUUGAAGAAUUAGAAUUUAUCCGUGGUGAGGGAUGCUCGAGGGCUUCAAGUGAGAGAGAAAAUCGCGGUAGAGACAACACUAAUAUAAGAAUGCAGUUUGGAAGAAGAUGUGAUGGAAUAGGUAGGGUACUAGGAUCAAUUGAUGAAUUUGCAUUAAGUGAAGAAGGAAAAAAUUGGGAAGGAGAGACAGCUAUGUCCACUAUGUUACAAGCUCAACAUCUUAAAAUACAUGUCAUGGAUGUUCCAGCUGGUUAUGUUUGCAGACUUCGAAGUUCUUGCAGAACAAAAAUACCAUCAACUCUACUAGAAGUGGAUGAAUUAAUUACAAUGGUUAACGAAGUUUUAAUUGCAAAGGAUAAAGAAAUCUUAAAUAAAAUUAAUUUUGUAAGUGAUGAUGGUUUCAAAAAACAUUUAAGAGAAAGAACAAAUUUUCAGGAAGAAGAUUAUGAAUUUUUUGAUUCUCAAAAAUCAUCAAAAAAACCAAAAACCAAUAUUGAUUACUUUAAUAAAGAAUCAAUAUUUAGUGAUGAUUUGAGUGCAACAACAUUUGAUAGUUUUUUUCAAACAUACGAUUCAAAAGCACAUCAAAAAUACGAAAAGCUUGAAAAUAGAGACUUCAAAGGCUUUUCUAUACCUCAGGAUGAAAAGGAAACAAUUGCUAUUGAACUUCUAAUAAAUUUGAUGAACAAAAUCAAUGAUGACUUUACAAAAAGUCAUGUAUUAUCAUUUAAAAUUAUUGAAUCAAUAAAACAAUUUGGAUGGCAUGAUAUUGACCCAUUAGCAAACAUCUCUACAACAACUGCAUAUGAAAAAUUAAGACAAGUAACUACAAUUAUAUAUUUAUUUCAGUAA